Calliphora vicina (urban bluebottle blowfly) is the source of this 1299-nucleotide messenger RNA. RefSeq lists its product as uncharacterized. The record is from RefSeq and is a predicted model, not a curated record. NCBI's taxonomy places the organism in Eukaryota, Metazoa, Arthropoda, Insecta, Diptera, Calliphoridae. The coding region runs from base 1 to 1149 and encodes 382 amino acids. The transcript has 2 exons.
AUGACGACUACAAAUAAUAACUCCACUCCACAGUUUUUGACCAAAGAAUAUGUGGAAAAUAUUUUAAAAAAAUAUCUCAAGGACACUUCACUAAAAGUGUUAAAUAUAGAGGCGGGACCUGCAUCAGCAAAAGGUGAAAGUUAUUGCAGUAUAAUGACCAGAAUUAAAGUCAACUACAAAUUGGAGCGGGAAAAGGUUGUAAAUGAAAUAAAUUUUAUAGUUAAAUCUACAUAUGAGGAUAAUCCCUAUUUAUCUGGAGUUUUAAAACAAUACGAUGUCUACAAUACGGAAAUGCAAAUGUAUGAAACGAUUUUACCACAACUGGAACAAAUGCUUCGCGAAAUUGGUGAUACAGAUCAAUUGUGUGCUAGAACUAUUCAUGUGGAUUAUGAACGUGAUGUAAUAAUAUUUGAGGAUUUAACAGUGCAUAAAUUUACUAUGGCCAAUCGUUUAGAGGGCAUGGAUGAAGUUCACCUGAAACUUUGUUUAAACAAAUUGGCCAAAAUGCAUGCUACAGCAGCUGUUUUAAAUGAACGCCAAAGCGGUUUAUUGCAAAAGUAUAGCCAUGGCAUAUACAAUAGACAUGUCAACAUUUAUGGUGAAUUUCUUGAAAAUGUUAUGAAAGCAAGUGCCAAAUUUGUGGAAUCUUGUCCAGAAUUAGGUAUUUAUUAUAGUAAAAAACUGUCGCAAUUAGUACCCCAUGCUGUCGAAUAUGCCACACGUUGUUAUGAUCCAAGUCCUAAACAUUUCCUAACAUUAAACCAUGGCGAUAUGUGGACUAAUAAUGUUAUGGUUCAAUAUAAUGAUGAGAAGGGAAAAUCCAAUGUCAACGAUAUUUUGUUAAUAGAUUUUCAAUAUUGUAGUUGGACUUCUCCAGCUGUAGAUCUGCAUUAUUUUCUGAAUACAGAAAACACCUGGAUACUAUCAUCAGGUGUUAUCACAGACUUUGCUGUUUCCUGCUUACUGGUGAACUUUCCGCUAUUGAUCAAUGAUAAAACUGAGGAUGCUGACUUUGAAACAAUAUUAGGCAGUGGUGAGAAGGCCCAACGAUUUGAUAAGGUUUUAUAUACAAAUAAAAGAGUGCAAAGAAUUGUUAAAGUGAUGUUGCCCAAAUUUGAUCAAAUGGGUCUAUUAGAUGUUGUUAAAUAGUUCAUAUUUGUAUUUAUUUCAUAUAGUUUUUAACGAAAUAAAAGUAUUAUUAUAUAAAUAUUACUUUAUAACUUAUUUAAGAUGUUAUUUAAGCAUGACCAUCUCAAACUUUAUUCAUGUUAAAUAUAAAAUGUUAAUGUAUCAUUAUUA